GUCCAUAGUAUGAUGCUACAGCAUGAGCCAUAUAUAAAUAAUAUUUCUCGUCUUAAUUUAUAGUUCUUGGUUCUUGAAACUUCAUAUAUACAUACCUGUGACCAUUCUUCUGAAGUGUUUGCUACGGAGGCGUUGUUCUUGGCCGCACUUAAUCAUCUUGAAACUCAAGCUCCGUUCCCGGACAACUGAUUUCAUAUCCAGUCUUUAAUAUUGGAUAUUCGCAUUCAGAGCCUCAAACCGUCUGUCACUGUAUCAACACCAAAUCUACUCUCAUCUUUGUUUGGGGGAUUGCAAUUUGGUACUGGUUUCAGUAUUCGAUAAUACGCCAAUUGCACACAAUCGCUGUCGAUCUCUCAUCCAUCUACACUUCGCGCCUCUUUACGCUUCAAUUCGAUUCAAUCUAUCGACUGCACCGGCGCGUUCUACAAAUCAUAUCAUAUUAUACCACGAUUCUCGUAUCCCUUCACCUUGAGAGUACUGUUUCAGGAAUUCCGGAGGUGAUUCGGCGCUUGUCCGUGGGUACAUUGCCUCAAUAAAAGAUCGGUCGGUACCUUAUUAGUGCCUCAAUCGAGCUCGAUUUUUUUUUUUCCCUCGUUGUUACUCAGCCGGAAAAAAAAGGAACUCCACCACCAUUAACUUUCUCUGAAUCAGCCUUACCUUGGGGGAACAAAGUAGAAAACCGAGGUCCACGUUUUGGAGACUUGAAUCUUUGACAUCUGAUUUUGAACAUCGAAGAAAAGCAAACAUGGGAGGUCUCUCGCAUAGCAAUUCGCCGUCUCUCGGCUGGGUCGUUCAAAAAUUCGGCGGCACAAGCGUUGGCAAGUUUCCGGACAAGGUUUGUUGUUCCCCGUUGAGCUUCGGAGAGGCAUUAUUCUGUGGUUUUUAUACACAUUGCUAACCAGAAUGUUCAGAUUGCUACAGAUAUUGUCAGGUAUGAUAUUUCCCCGAAGCGUUUGGAUAUGGAAAAGAAAGAAAGAAAGAAAGAAAGAGAGAAAUGGCUUAAAAUUGUCUUGUAUGGCUGUAACUGACCCCGCCAAUAGAGCCAGCUUGUCUCAAAACAGAGUCAUCGUCGUUUGCUCUGCCAGAAGCACGGGCAAGAAAGCUGAAGGAACCACCAGUCGACUACUCGCCGUCUACGGCAAGCUCAGAGGUGUCGGCGCCGCCAUGUGCGUCGAUGAGGAGCAGCAGAAUGAACUGGUUGAGCAAGCUCGUGGAUUGAUGCUUGAUAUCUGCAACGAUCACGUCUUUGCUGCUGAGGCUUACAUCCAAGAUCCUUCUCUACGUGGAAAACUCAUUCAGACAAUCAAGGAUGAGUGUCAAGAGCUGGUCGAGUAUAUCGUCGCUGCAAAGCGAUUUAACCUUGAGAUCAACUCAAGAGCAAAGGAUCGUGUUAUCAGCUUCGGUGAGAAACUGAGCUGUCGUUUUAUGGCGGCUCUUUUGCAGGAUAAGGGCGUCGAGUCUGAAUAUGUCGAUCUUUGCGAUUCAUUCCACUAUGAUGCUAACGAGAGACUCGACGGCAAGUUCUACCGCACUGCCUCAGAGGCUUUUACCCGCAAGAUCGCCGCCUGUGAGAGCCGCGUCCCUGUCGUUACUGGUUUCUUUGGCAACGUUCCUGGCAGUCUCAUCGACGGUGACAUCGGUCGUGGUUACACUGAUCUUUGUGCAGCCCUCUGCGCCGUGGGCGUCAAGGCUGAGGAACUUCAGGUCUGGAAGGAGGUUGAUGGUAUCUUUUCAGCCGAUCCCUCCAAGGUGCCCACCGCACGCCUGCUCUCGUCCAUCACGCCCUCCGAAGCAGCUGAGUUGACAUUUUAUGGCUCAGAGGUUAUCCACCACCUCACUAUGGACCAAGUCAUCCGUGCUGAACCGCCUAUCCCCAUUCGUAUCAAGAAUGUUAAGAACCCUCGCGGCAAUGGCACUAUUGUCGUUCCUGACCGCAUCCUCUCGGCCAGCCAUCAACUUACACGGGACUCUCCCAAGCCUCAGGCAGAACACAAGAAGCCGAAGCGACCCACAGCCGUCACCAUCAAGGACCACAUCAGCGUUAUCAAUGUGCAUUCGAAUAAGAGAUCGAUUUCGCACGGGUUCUUCGCUCGCGUCUUUUCUAUCCUGGACACUUACUCCAUCUCGGUCGAUCUUAUCUCUACUUCUGAGGUUCACGUCUCUAUGGCUAUUCACUCGAGCAGUCAGCAGGUCGAGGCUUUUGGCAAAGCCACCAAGGAGCUUGCUGAGUGUGGUGAUGUGAGCGUGCUCAACGACAUGGCUAUUCUGAGCUUGGUUGGUGCUGAGAUGAAGAACAUGGUCGGUAUUGCAGGUCGCAUGUUUUCUACUCUGGGAGAACACAAUGUCAACCUCGAGAUGAUCUCACAAGGUAUGUAUGAUCCUCAUCUUGAAUAAGGAGUCUACUAACGAAGUCGAACAGGUGCCAGUGAGAUCAACAUCUCUUGCGUGAUAAGUGCACGAGAUGCUACUCGGGCUAUGAAUGUGUUGCACACACAUCUCUUCACAUUCCUUGAGUGAACGACAUAUAGGAGCAUGAUAUAGAUGGUAUUCGCAUGCGAUGGGAGUUGGUAGGGGUAUCCUUACGGACUUGAGUUUUUGUAUAGUCAAUUCGUUCUGCAAUGUGUUUGACUAUGUCGUUCAAAGGUGUUUUUGGAGUUUCGCUGGUAAAAAAAAAUUUGGGUUAGAGUUGGCAUGAUGGAUGUAUAGCAUUGAAAGGGCGGUAGACUUAUAUCAACUAUUGUUUCAGAAGGGAAUUUCAACGAUAACUCUCAUGAAUAGACUGUUAGGGGCGAAAUUAAAAAGAGGCUUUCACUAAGCUUACGUACACAGUAUGAACAAACUGGCAGUAA
Fusarium odoratissimum NRRL 54006 is the source of this 2849-nucleotide messenger RNA. RefSeq names its product aspartate kinase. Gene Ontology annotation, molecular function: aspartate kinase activity. Bases 904 to 2394 code for a protein of 496 amino acids. The transcript has 3 exons. Lineage: Eukaryota; Fungi; Ascomycota; Sordariomycetes; Hypocreales; Nectriaceae. The record is from RefSeq and is a predicted model, not a curated record.